AGAUGGAGCAGUUGUUUCUUCUUGCCGUAAACUGUAGGCAAACGUCUGAACUCCAUUUCGAUGGCACAUCUGCCGCAGAUCUGCAGACAUCAUGGAUUUUAUGAACUCUCGCAGCAGUGAGGGAUAACCCGCCAUGUAACGCUAACGCAAGACGGGAAAGCUGCACCGAACAUUUAACAGACAUGUGUUGAUUCACGUUACUAUGGCAUACUGGUAAAGGCUCCCCCCCCCCUCUCAAGGUGCUCCCCUGCCGGUGUGUGUCUCUGCUGCCAUGGAGGUGGGCAGCCUCCCUGUGGAGCUGUGGAGGGUUAUCUUGGCAUAUCUUCCGCUCCCUGACCUGGGCCGCUGCUGCCAGGUGUGCCGAGCCUGGAGGGAGCUCAUCCUCUCCCUAGACAACACCCGCUGGAGACAGCUCUGCUUAGGCUGCUCCGAGUGCCGUCAUCCCAACUGGCCCAGUCAGCCCCACCAGGAGCCCGCGUCCUGGAGAGAUGCCCUGAAGCAGCACGCCCUGUCCACCCGCACCUGGACCCAAAAUGGGCCAGAGCUCCAGUCCUCUGCCUGUCUGCACUUUUUCCGCCGCCGAAAAGACCGCAGGGUUUGGCAUGUGGGUUCCGGAUGCGAGUUUGAGACCCUUCGAGGGGCCCUUGGGGUGGUGGGGCCAUAUGACCGGGUAGUUCUCCACCCAGGGGUGUAUGAGGAGCAGGCUGAGUUGGUGCUGAAGGUUCCUGUGGAGUUGGUUGGACUGGGUCAAUUGGGUGAGGUGGCUCUCCUGGUUUGUAUGGAUCAGCAGUGCCCUACUGCCAGGCUGUGUAAUCUGGUGUUCAUGCCGCCCUGGUUCUCCACUGUGGUCUACAAGACCUCAUGGGGUCACGUCCAACUAGAUAACUGCAACUUUGAGGGGGCUCAGUUGCAAGUCCGUGGCCCGGGAUCCUGCCAGGCUCGCUUCUGCUCCUUCUCGCAAGGCAGCUCUGCUCACUUGCUGGGUGUUGUCCUCAGUUUGAUGGACAGCUGUGACUUUUCGGGUAGUGACACUGCUUCUGUGACUGUUGAAGGUCCUCCAGUGUCCGAAAGGAACUGGGCUUGUAAACACUUGGUUGCCCUGGCCAGGACGUUCCCAUCAUGUGGCGUAUCUGGGAGUAACAGCCCUCCCAGUGGCCCUCUGCCUGGUUCCACUGGUGGGAAUCAACCCCCAGGUUCAAAUGUUAAAAAGGAGCUUGUGAGCAUAGAAGACUGGCAGAGGAGGAAUGGAGUAGACGCAGCCUGUCAGGGCACAGUGAUUGAAAGCUGGAGUGAUGAAGAUCGCAGCGAGGGAGAGGAGGAGAAUCAAGAUGGAGGAGGAAUAAACAACACCAAAAAAACACUCAAAUUGGAUUACAAAAUCCCUUGUGACCAUCAUGGCCUAGCCCAUUUGCUCAGGCCCCGGCCAGAUGGCUCUAUGCCUCUUGUCUCCUCCCCAGAUCCACCAUCUUUGGCCCCUGAACCCCUCACCUUUCAGCAGGAACUAGACAGGGACCCAGAGGCUCAGAUGUUGGCUGCCUCCACCCUUGGCUGUUUCCUCAGACGCUGCCUCUUCAGGGAAGGGAAGGGUGGCGUGCACGUGUCUAAUUACGGACAAGCUCGUCUGGAGGGCAAUGUUUUCCGUGGGCUGAACUAUGCUGUCCGCUGCAUCCAGAACUCGACAAUAGUGAUGCUGAGAAAUGAAGUGUGUGAGUGCCGAGCAUCAGGUAUUUUCCUGCGCCUCUCUGCUCAGGGCCUCAUCGCCGAAAACAACAUCCAUUCUAAUGGGGAGGCGGGGCUGGACAUCCGAAAAGGGGCUAACCCCAUCAUUCUGUGCAACAGAAUACAUAGUGGUUUGCGUUCAGGGGUUGUUGUCCUUGGCAAUGGGAAAGGUUCAAUUCGGAGCAACCAGAUCUAUAACAACAAGGAAGCAGGCGUGUAUAUUCUCUUCAGCGGUAAUCCUGUGGUCAGUGGGAAUCACAUCUUCCAGGGCCAGGCAGCAGGGAUUGCUAUAAACGAGAAUGGCAGAGGCAUGAUAACAGAGAAUGUCAUCAAAGAAAACCAGUGGGGGGGUGUGGACAUCCGCAGAGGAGGUGACCCCAUCCUUAAGAACAACUACAUCUGUUAUGGCUACUCAGACGGCGUGGUGGUGGGAGAGAGAGGCCGCGGCCUUAUUGAGGGAAACCAUGUCUACUGUAACAAAGGCUGUGGUGUGUGGGUGAUGUCGUCCAGUCUCCCUCAGCUGCUGGGAAACUUCAUCACCCAUAACUGUAUGUACGGGCUGGCCGUGUUCUGCAGGAAAGACCCAGAGAACAUGGAGGGCAACUGGCCAGGGCAGGAAGGGAUUGGUGGAGAAGCAGGCAGUGGGGAGAGGAGGGGGGUAGAAGGAGAAAGGAGAGAAGGGCAGGAGAACCUAAAUGAGGAGGGGGAGCUGUUUGCAUGGGAGAGUGAUCUGGACAGUGAGGACGAGCGCCACUCUGCCCGCCGUGCCAUCAGUGUGGCCCUGGUGGAGAGCAACUGCAUGAGCUACAAUGGAGGUAUUUAUAGACCUGUUGAGCCUAACCAAGUGUCAAGUUUACUCACUUCCUGUUUCUCAUGUUCUCUCCAUUUCUCUGUAGCAGUUGGUUUGUACGUGAAGAGCAGUGAGCCCCUGAAUGUUUUUGCUAAUCUGGUAAACGGUAACCGUGGCACUGGCAUAGCUGUGCUUCAGAGCAGUCAGCUGACCCGACUGGUUACAAACUGCAUCCUUGAAAAUGGUCGAGGUGGUAUUACGGUGGAGAAGGACUGCAGAGUGGAGCUUCGUGGUAACGGCAUCUAUAAAAACUGUGGCCAUGGUGUCAGUUUCUGCGGCAACGGGCAGAUUUUGGAGAAUGAUGUUGUUGGAAACCGGGGAUACGGGAUCCAGGUUUUGGGCGGUGCUGACAUCAAGGUGAUGCGCAACCGUGUCCAGCCAGCACAGGGCUGUGGAGUGGCUGUGCUAGGGCCAGUAAAAGGUGUUGUCCAUGACAACGUCUUGUUCCAGGGCCACCCUGGCAACAAGAAGGAACUUCUUCAUAUGGAUGCUGCCAAUGAGAACUGUGUGUUGCGCAACAACAGUGUUCUAAGGCACAAUCACAGCUGUACUUCUGCUCCUCCCUGGGUUUUGGAAAACCCUCCACCUCGCCCACUGGCCAGCUCACCUUCUGGUCUCUCCUUGUCCCAAUAUCCCUCCAGACUUGGAAUUUCCAUGACGACCAGGAUCAGCGCCACUGUAGAAAGUGGUUGCCACAAUGGCAGCAUGUUCUGCUCCAUCCUGUGAAAGCACUUAGAAACCAAUAUGGACUUGUGUUUGUUGUACAUUUGAAGCACGCUGGCCUCCUCAGAGAAGACCUUUUCAAAAAGACGCCCUCUUGUUGAGGUCUAGUAAAGAAGAUGUUCCGAGUAUAACCACUUAAGGGGCAAUCCCCCUUCCAGUACAUUGAGGUGUCACCACAUUUUGUAAAUCUGAAAGAAGAUUUGUAUAACUUAAUGCUCAAACACCAGUGCACUGGUGUUUGAGCAUUUAUCAUUGAUACAUCAUCACAUGUGGACUCUUGAAAUUAAGUUGCAGUAACACACAUUCAGGCAUCAUCUUCCAACAACUGUUUCCAUACAAAGCUUUAACUUAAUUAUGUUCUUUAACAUUGAUAUUCAUGUACAGACCUGCUGUAGACUUUGUCCGUUUGCUUCUGAGACUCACUGUUUGGGAAGUGCACAUUUUUAUAAAUCCUAGCAGUAGUCAAAGGUUUCAGAGAUGCCAGCUUCAACCAUGCUGCAAAGUAAAGCUGUGCCUUGUUUGACUUUGUAUUCAAUCAACGAUUGUAGCUGGAUAAUGAGUUGUCAUAGUGUGAGUGUUUAUGCAAAGAUGAAAAAACAAAGCCAAACUCAAGCUUCUGACUCUUGCACAUGGCUGCUUCCUGGUGAGUCUGUUUUUGUAUCAUAUCAAUGUUUUUCAAAUGUGAUCAGCUUUCUUUGAGUUGAUAGAAUUCACUGAGAUGGGACCCGUUUUCCCUCUAGAUACCAUCGACACGCUGCAGUGACACAACCACAGACUUGCCUGGUUAAAGACAGUUUUAGAAGGAAAAAUGAUAAACAGUGUGCAAUAUGUGCUGUCUAAAAUUGUGCCUAUAUGUUUUUACUGUCUACGCUAGAUGUUUUCUGUCAUCUAGAAUUUGUUUACAGCUCAUUCCUCUGCUUUUUUGUAUCUUGCACAGUAAGCAAUAAGUAAAGAUAUCAUGUACAACUCAAGAGGUCACCACUUUAUUUGUCUACAAAAUAAACAGUUAUUGUUUGUGACAUUUCCAAUUAU
Gymnodraco acuticeps is the source of this 4324-nucleotide messenger RNA. It is a transcript of the gene fbxo10, whose product is annotated as F-box protein 10. Bases 272 to 3295 code for a protein of 1007 amino acids. The record is from RefSeq and is a predicted model, not a curated record. NCBI's taxonomy places the organism in Eukaryota, Metazoa, Chordata, Actinopteri, Perciformes, Bathydraconidae. The transcript is spliced from 10 exons. Gene Ontology annotation, biological process: protein ubiquitination; ubiquitin-dependent protein catabolic process; regulation of apoptotic process. Gene Ontology annotation, molecular function: protein binding.